Molecule: messenger RNA, 5278 nt
Organism: Marmota monax (woodchuck)
Lineage: Eukaryota; Metazoa; Chordata; Mammalia; Rodentia; Sciuridae
Product: cytochrome P450 2W1
Exons: 7
Coding region: 38-1657 (539 amino acids)
Biological process (GO): xenobiotic metabolic process
Cellular component (GO): intracellular membrane-bounded organelle; cytoplasm
Molecular function (GO): heme binding; iron ion binding; oxidoreductase activity, acting on paired donors, with incorporation or reduction of molecular oxygen, reduced flavin or flavoprotein as one donor, and incorporation of one atom of oxygen
Source: RefSeq, a predicted model, not a curated record
CCAGAGGGGAACUGGGGCCCUGCCUCCCGCUGUCCGCAUGGCCCUGCUGCUCUUGGGGCUCCUGGUCCUCCUGGGCCUCUGGGGGCUGCUCCGUGCCUCUGCCCGCAGCCCCUCCCCAGCCCUGCGAUGGCCCCCCGGGCCUCGCCCGCUGCCGCUCCUGGGGAACCUGCACUUGCUGAGUGUUUCGCAACAGGACCGGUCAUUGAUGGAGCUCUCCAAGCGCUAUGGGCCAAUGUUCACCGUCCACCUGGGCUGCCAGAAGACUGUGGUGCUGUCCGGCUAUGAGGCUGUGAGGGAGGCCCUGGUGGGCACUGGGCAGGAGCUGGCGGAUCGGCCCCCCAUCCCCAUCUUUCAGCUCAUCCAGCAAGGCGGGGGCAUCUUCUUCUCCUCUGGGGCGCGCUGGAGGGCUGCCCGCCAAUUCACAGUGCGUGUGCUGCAUAGCCUGGGCGUGGGGCAGGCGCCCAUGGCCGACAAGGUGCUGCAGGAGCUGGCGUGUCUCAUGGGACAGCUGGAUAGCUAUGGAGGUGAGCAGGGGCUGGGACACCUCUCCCUGGGGUCCCCUGCCUGCCUGAGGCCCGUCUCCCCUGCAGGCCGGCCUUUCCCUCUGGACCUGCUGGGCUGGGCUCCCUCCAACAUCACCUUCGCACUCCUCUUCGGCCAGCGGUUUGACUACCAGGACACCAUGUUUGUGUCCCUGCUGGGUCUCAUUGAUGAGGUCAUGGUUCUCCUGGGGUCACCCAGCCUACAGUUGUUCAACAUCUACCCCUGGUUGGGGACCCUGCUCCAGCUGCACCGGCCUGUCCUGCGCAAGAUCGAGGAAGUGCGUGUCAUCCUGAGGACUCUCCUGCAGGCGCGGGCCUCCCCCACGCCCCAGGGUGGCCCUGCGCAGAGCUUCGUGGAUGCUCUGAUCCAGCAGGGUCAGGGGGAUGACCAAGAGGGCCUCUUUGCAGAGGACAACGCUGUGGCCUGUGUGCUGGACAUGGUCAUGGCUGGCACAGAGACCACCUCCGCCACACUGCAGUGGGCCAUCCUGCUGAUGGCCAAAUACCCAGGCGUGCAGGGUGAGGCCUCGCAUGUGGCUGGGUACCCCCAGGGCAAGGUGAUGGGGUCCUCCUCAGACAUGGUACCACUUUCCGGUACAGGCCGUGUGCAGGAGGAGCUGGGCCAUGUACUGGGCCCUGGGAGGCUGCCCCGGCCUGAGGACCAGAGGGUACUGCCCUACACCAACGCAGUGCUGCAUGAGGUCCAGCGGUACAUCACGCUCCUGCCCCACGUGCCCCGCUGCACAGCUGCUGACACUCAGCUGGGUGGCUACCUGCUCCCCAAGGGCACACCUGUGAUUCCCUUGCUGACUUCAGUGCUCCUGGACAAGACACAGUGGGAGACCCCGGACCAGUUCAACCCGGGCCACUUCCUGGAUGCGGAUGGGCACUUCGUGAAGCGGGCUGCCUUCCUACCCUUCUCCACAGGCCGCCGAGUCUGCGUGGGGGAGAGCCUGGCUAGGAUGGAGCUCUUCCUGCUGUUCGCUGGCCUCCUCCAGCGCUACCGCCUACUGCCUCCACCUGGCAUCAGCCCCACUGCCCUGGACACCACUCCUGCCCCAGCCUUCACCAUGCGGCCCCGUGCUCACACCCUGCGGGCAGUGCCCUGGCCCUAGGAGCUUCCACUGGGCAAACUCCCAGGGGCUGCCCCUCCUGGGCCUCUAGUAUGGACGGCAGGGGUGGGGGGCAGCGCUCCUGAGCAGGAACACUGCCAGGCCCCACUCCCUGGUCAGCACCUCUCUGGGCCCCACCUUGACCGCAGCCACCACAUGGCUUCCAUGCCACAGACCUGUCCACGGUGGGUAGGGCUGUCCUGUCCAGUAUGGGCUGGUAACAACCUCAUCUAAAUACCACGGGGACAGAAGUGCCCCUCCAUAGCCAAACACCCUGACCCCGCCCGAGUCUGUGCCUCUGAGGCCCUGGGCUCCCUCCCAGGAUUGCACACAAACAUGGAUUCCCUCCUCCACUCUUGCUUCCAGGGCAGCAGGACACCCCUCCCUGCCUUUCUUCCUCAUUCCUUACCUCCCAUGUCCUCUGGUGCCUUUUCUGCAGUCACCCUCAGAGUGUCUCUCUGAUCUAUUCCCUACUAUCCAGUUCCCUACCAGGGCCAGUGUCCACCAGGCAUGUACAGUUUUGGGGUACAAGGAAAUACAGGGUGAUGCCUAGGCUCAGGGGUGACGUCUACCCAGAGAUUGGUCUUAGUCCAGGAGUCCCAUGACCUACCUCAUUCUUGGUGCACCUGAGAGCCAUGCCCAGAGUCCUCUGAAUGUCACUAGUUGCUGCCUCCAGCCCCCAGCCAGAGCCAAGUGCAUACUCCUUAAAGGCCAGCUCACACUUAGCUUGUAUGGGCACUGGGGCCAAGGCUUCAUGGUCUGUCCCAACACCUGGGGUCCUGAAACAAAUUCCUCCCACCCUGUGCCUCAGUUUACUCACUGGUGAAAUGGGUCACCACGACUGCAGGACCAUUGAGCUUUGAGGGAGGUGCAGGGUGGAGAUGCUGAGAGUCCAGGGGCCAACCCCAAACCAAGGUGUCCACAGGGAAUGGAGAGGCUGCUGAGGAGGGGAGGCCCCUAACCCCACGAGGGUCACUCUGCUGAUCUCCCCCAGGGCUGGGCAUAGGCAGCACGUGGAGGAACGGAGGUCCCAGGCAAGCCCUUGAGCACUCCCACAGCCAUGCCCUGGACAGGGAGGGGCAGCCCCGAGACGCCUCAGGGGAGGUGGGCCACUCAGGGCAGCCACCACCCAAGUCAGGCUGUGUUGGCAGGUGAGGUUCAAGGCCAUUUCAGGAGGCUGCUGACCCUGACCUGCUGUCUGCCAACCUCACGGGAUCCUGGUGCAGAAAGGGAGACCCACACCCUGACAUGCCCGAAGCACAAGAAGCUUCCCUUCUCUCAUGAUGCACCCAGGCCGUGGGGCAGGGCCUCAGGUUGGGUGUUAUCACACUGCCCACGGGGCUACCUGUCUCUCAGAUCUCCAGGCUACAUGGGCUGGGCUGGAAGCUCCGGUGCUUCUGCCUGAUUCUCAGCUCAUUUUUGGGAUCCUUGGGGGAGUCUCCCUUCACCAUUGAAGCAGCCAGCUCUGGGGUGCACACCUGGGGUGCAGGAAAGCCGAGAUUGCCCCCCACCUGGCCUUGAUGGCUCCCAGGCCUUCCAGAGGUGGGGCUUCUCCACAGAGACCACUAUGGACAUUCGCAUGUGGUGCACCAUCCUGGGGUCCAGCCUUAGCUGGGGUCCUGCUUUGUACCUGGCAAGCCUUCUUCAAACCCGCCUCGGUUCAGGCCAUUGUCCUGGGAGCCUGGUGGGCUGCAGGUGGGGACACUCAAGGCUCGCUGUGACAAGGGGAAGGGGGUUGGUCCUCCUGUCAGCAUGGUGGCUCCAGAGUCAGAGGGCUAGCAAGGGAAGUGGGGCAGCUUCCAAGCUAAUUGUUACCUCCAGGAACCUUUCUUAGGGUCCUUCUGAUCCCCACUCAUCUGCCAAAUCUCUGCCCCACGCCUUGACCAUGACCUUGGUAGAGGACACAGGAACCAGCUGCUGAGUGGGUGGAGGCCCAGUUGGGGAUGUGGAUGACACCCAAAUAGCAAAGGGGUACCUUCUGAGCAAGGGAGGCACCCAGCCACAAGGAUUGGGGGGGCACUGCUUACUCAGGGUUGUGACAGUGCGGGCCAGUCAGUUGAGUGGGAUAGGGUCCCUGGUCCAGGGACUUCACAUGCACAAAAGGUGGCCCCUCCUGGAGAAAGAAAAGGAACUGUAGCUUUCCUGCCGUGGAGCAGCGCCCCGAGAUUGGGAGAGCGGCUGGACCACAGGAGCAGCAUGACACAUCUCCAGUCCCCAGAGCGGGCGCAGCAAGCUCCCAAUAACCGGGGGAAGGUCACUGCAACAGAGGCUUGCAGGGACAAGGUGCUGACACUGUGGUCACGUGAAGGAGUGGGUCAAGGAGGUGAGGGGAGCUUGGCUGCAUCCAGUCUUUCUGGGGAAGAGCUAGGCGACAGGCACAUAAGUAUCUGCUCCUCUAUUCUCACGUUUGGAACCUGUCAUUUAAAGGUUGAGGGCAGAAAGAACCUGUCCCAGCACCAAGGGGGAGCUUUUCCAACAGAACAAACUAAUCUCACCUGGCCUCAACUUCAGCUGACCCAAGGACUAUCUGGGGAAAUGCUGGUCCCUUCUUCCCAGCAUUGGGGAGACUCAGCCGACACUCAAGACACAGGUGAUGGGGUCGUGAGAUCAUCACCCAGAGUCCGGGGGCCACUUGCAGCCUGGAGAAGCCCAUCUCCAGCGUGAGGCAAAACUCCAGCAUGUGCUGGAUUCUGGGUGGGAGGACUGUCCACUAUUGCCCAUUGCUGUACCCUGGGGUGAUGCUGCUCACACCUGCCCCAGGAGGCCGGGAACUGGACAAGUGGGCUUGGAAGCAGGUGGGUGAAUCCCUGCUCUGCUGGGCAAGAUGCCAUGUGGGUGCAUCCAGAGGAUUCUAACCUUAAUUACUACUCAGCUUGAAGGUUCUUUACUUUAUCAUCUGUGACCCACCCCCCCCCCCCACGAAAAUGAGGAAGGUAUGAGAGGUUGAGGUCCCUGAGGACAGAUACGGAAACUGAGGUUGGGGUGUAACUUGCGCUCAGCUGGGAGGCAGGGGAUGGUGACCAGGCACAGUACCUGUGCCCAGGAGCUGCCAGAAAGCUUGUGCCACCAGGAGGAGGGUGUGGGAGCCAGCACCAGCGAAGAGCAGGAGGACAGCAGAAGCCCAGCCUGCCACAUCAGAGAAGUCAGAGAGGGACAAUCAGGAAAAGAGAAAGACACAGCAGGCAACUGCUCCAGGAAGAGCGCAAGACAGACCCAACACGGCCUCCGUUCUGAGAUCUCAGAACCGUGCCUAAACACACACCCUUCAAGACACAGCGGACAGAAGCUACCUCCUCAGGGGCUGGUCUCCAGGUGCCCAGUGGAUCUGUGAGGGUCCCACCACCCCAGUCAGCGCCUGCCCCUCACCCAGAGUUCCUGUGCCAGUCCACCUGCACGCCAUGGCUCCCAACACCAUUCUGACUUUUGAACAGUGGUUUCUGGUUGGUCAAGCCAUGCACACACCUGCUGAUAAAGAGGAACCUUAGGAGGAAACAAACACUGUCACCUCAUGUUGCCAGCAGGCUUUGUCCUGCAGAUGUCUUUGUGACCUUUCUCCUGAAGGUGUGUCUGUCCUAGAGGUGUCCUGGGGAACACUAGUUUAUUAAAAUCAACUUUAGUGAGGAA